AUGGUCGACUUCACCGUCUACAAAGGCUCCUCCAACGGCGCCAUCACCAAAGCCACCACCUCCCGCCCCAUCCACCCGCACGAAGUCCUCGUGCGCAUCACGCACAGCGGCCUCUGCGGCACCGACGUACACUUCAAGCACGUCUCGCAGGGCCUCGGCCACGAGGGCGCCGGCGUGGUUGAACAAGUGGGCUCGGCCGUGACGCUCCACGCGACCGGCGACCGCGUCGGCUGGGGCUACAACCACUUCAGCUGCGGGCACUGCAAGCAGUGUCUGCGCGGGGCCGACACGCUGUGUCCGGAGCGCAAGAUGUACGGCGCGGCGGAUCUGGAUCAGGGGAGCAUGGGGUCGCAUGCCGUGUGGCACGAGGGGUUUGUGUACAAGAUUCCUGAGGGCAUCGACAAUGCGCACGCGGCGCCGCUGCAGUGCGGGGGCGCGACGGUGUUUAGCGCCCUGCAGCUGUAUGGCGUCAAGAGCACGGAGCGCGUGGGCGUGCUGGGCGUGGGCGGCCUGGGGCAUUUGGCCAUCCAGUACGCGCGGGCGUUUGGCUGUGAGGUCGUGGUGUUCUCGGGGACGGACAGUAAGAGGGAGGAGGCGAUGAGGUUGGGCGCCAAGGAGUUUUAUGCCAUGAAGGGCGUCAAGGAGGGGGAGCUGCAGUGUCGGCCCGUGGACCACUUGUUGGUGUGUACGAGUGAGAUGCCGGAUUGGAAGCUUUACCUGCCGCUCAUGGCGCCCGGAGGCGCGAUCUAUCCGCUGACGGUCAGCUUUGGGAAUCUGGAUAUUCCCGUCAUGCCGGUCAUCUUGGCGGCGUUGAGGAUUCAGGGCAGUCUGGUGGCGGAUCGUCAGACGCAUCGGGAGAUGCUCGAGUUCAGCGCGUUUCAUGGUAUCAAGCCCAUGAUUAACGAGUUUAAGAUGAAUGAGAAGGGGAUUGAGGAGGCGUUCCGGGUGCUGGGCAGUGGGGACAUGAAAUAUCGCGGUGUACUUGUGGCGGAGUAG
Molecule: messenger RNA, 996 nt
Organism: Cyphellophora europaea CBS 101466
Lineage: Eukaryota; Fungi; Ascomycota; Eurotiomycetes; Chaetothyriales; Cyphellophoraceae
Exons: 1
Coding region: 1-996 (331 amino acids)
Biological process (GO): alcohol metabolic process
Molecular function (GO): zinc ion binding; alcohol dehydrogenase (NADP+) activity
Source: RefSeq, a predicted model, not a curated record